AUGGCCCAGGAUCCGACAGAGGACCCGAAGGUCGCACCCGGGACGCAGCAGUGCUGGAAGCUCAUCAAGAACCUCGCCGUUGUUGAACAAUACCAGAGCCAGGCCAGACAUACCAUCUCAGAUGAUCUAAAAAUUGGCUUUUUCACCUCUGACCAUGCUACCCAAACAGAUGUCAGUGAGAUUUUGCCAUUAAAAGAUUUGAGUUCAACUACACAAAACUUGGUGCAGAUUAUUACACACCUUCAGGUGGAUUUUAGGUUCCUUGAAGAAUUGGUUCAGUUGAAGUUUGAGGAACGACUUAAAGAAGAGUCUUCGAGUAUCUUCAAUGCUCUGUAUGACAGGAUCUUAGAAAUGGAAAAGCACUACCAGCAGAAUGAGGAUAAGAUGAGAAAAUCCUUUCAGCAGCAGCUAGCUGAUGCCAUCGCUGUCAUCAAAGGAAUGUACCAGCAAUACUUUGAUGUACAGCAAGAGGAAACUGCUUCACACAAUGCUGAAAAUGUCAAAUUGGGUGUUUUGUCAAGGAAACUGAAAGAGAAAGAAGAAAUUAUUAAGGAAUUAAGAGAUGCUCUAGAUCAAUGUGAAGGAUUUCAAAAACUUGACACUUUUGCUGAGGCCAACGGUUCCAAAUCAAACUUAGAAAGAGAAAACUGGGAGUACAGAAUGGAAAAUGAGAGACUGCUCAAAGUUAUUUCAGAACUUGAAGAAGAAGUCAAACGCAAUAUAAAAGAAAAUUCAACAUUAGAAGAUGAACUUAUAAGUCUGAAAGAGGUUUCAGAACAGAAUCAGAGAACUAUUCAAAAGGACAGUUCAGUUCUCUCUCACGUCAGCUCCAAGACUAGGCUUGAGACCUCCUCCACUGAGAAAGACAAGCCCACCAAGAUUGACCAAAAAAAGAUGAAGGAAAAGCUUUUGGAUGAAGGAACAACUUUGAAGAAGAAGAUAGAAGUGCUUAAACUUAAAGCACCUGCUGUACAUGAAGAAAGGAAGACAGAAGCAUCAUUGCCUCAGGAUGAAGAAAAAGAAGCCCUGAAAGAACAAAUAGAACUACUGAAAAUAGAGUUGGAGAAAGUGAAACAGAAGUUUGAAAGAUUUAGAAAAGAAUCAGAACGAAUAAGCAAAAACUGGGAGAAGAAAUUCACUAUUCUCAGGAGCAGCUUUCAUGCCCUUAAGGAUGAGAUGUUUACCAGACGCACGCUAUUUCGUCAGUUUGCAGUAGUUGCUGAUACAUCCUUCAAUUACAUGAAAUCAAAACCUUUAUAUGUGUCGUCUAAAGUGAACUUGAUGGAUGCCACAUCAUCUUUGCCAACUGAUCAUUUCUCUUCACCAAAGAAGUCCAUGGAUGAAAUGAUUAAUCAAGCAUCUUCAUCAAAAGACCAUGAAGCAGAGACCAUGAAGCUGCUCAAGGUCUCCAAGAUCAAAGACGCCCUCAAGUUCAUCAAGAAAAUGGUGGGAAUGCAAUUUGUACCAGCAUGA
Messenger RNA from Octodon degus (degu), 1473 nucleotides. It is a transcript of the gene CUNH10orf67, whose product is annotated as chromosome unknown C10orf67 homolog. The record is from RefSeq and is a predicted model, not a curated record. The coding region runs from base 1 to 1473 and encodes 490 amino acids. The transcript is spliced from 15 exons. NCBI's taxonomy places the organism in Eukaryota, Metazoa, Chordata, Mammalia, Rodentia, Octodontidae.